This is a messenger RNA of Penicillium malachiteum, 423 nucleotides long. RefSeq lists its product as uncharacterized. The coding region runs from base 1 to 423 and encodes 140 amino acids. The transcript has a single exon. NCBI's taxonomy places the organism in Eukaryota, Fungi, Ascomycota, Eurotiomycetes, Eurotiales, Aspergillaceae. The record is from RefSeq and is a predicted model, not a curated record.
AUGCCUCGCAAGAAGAAGUCUGCCAAGGGACACCCGAGAAACACGGGCCCUCGAAAUCGCCAUCGUUCUGCUGGUCAACCGGCCUCUACCUCUCAAAUUGGUACUCUUGAAACUGGUGCUCCCGAAGUUGGUACUCCUGAACUUGGUACUUCUCAAGCUGGUCCUUCUCAACUUGGUACUUCUCCAGUCGGUACUCCUCCAGUCGGUUCUUCUCAACUUGGUCCUUCUCAACUUGGUACUUCGGGAACUCCUGAAGCUGGAACUCUUCAAUCCAGCCUUCGUCGGUCCGCCCGUGCGCCUGUCCCACGCCAGCGUUACACGCCUCCACAUAGCAGCACCCGUCGGAAGACCAGCGACCACGAGCGUGCCAGCUCUCCUCAGGAUGCCGGGCAUGCAAAUGAAACUAUUCCCCCCCCAACAUGA